AUGUAUUUGAUGUUAGGGAGAGGGAGAGAGGGUGGAGAGUCCGGGAUUUCCCACGCUAUUUGCGGGCCGGAUUGCUGCUAUACCGUUCACCUGAAGCGCCGGCCCUUCGGCCAGGCGUGGCGUGCUUGCCGGACACUGGGGGGGAACCUGGCCAGCGUGAGACGGCCGGAGGACGCAGCGUUACUGGAGGAGCUGCUCGUGGCUCUGGGGGUCCCGGGCCCGGCGGGGUUUGGGGGACCCCCACUCCUGCUCUGGUUGGGGCUCCAGCGUCAACCCCGUCAGUGUUCACCCCACAAACCCCUCCUGGGGUUCACCUGGACAACCGGGGACCAGGAGACCCAGUACACCAACUGGGUGGACAGCACACCCACCUGUGCUGCCCCCCGCUGCGUGGCCCUGACCCUGGGUGGGCCCCGGGACACGGACUACAAGUGGGUGCCGGGCCCGUGUCAGCUGCCGUUGGACGGCUACAUCUGCCGGCACUCGUUCCCCGGCCUCUGCCCCGGCAUCGCUGCCCCCGGCACCGUCUCAUACGCCGCCCCCUUCGGCCCCGUCUCCGCCCCGCUCCGCUUCGCCCCCGUCGGCACCGUCGCCACCGUCCGCUGCCCCGGGACAGGCACAGGGGGGUCCCUGCUCUGCAUGGCCCGGCCGGGGGGCGUGGGCUGGUCCCGGGGACCCCCCUUACUGUGGGGAGGGGAGAGAGGAGACUGUGUGCCAACACGGAGGGGUCGUUUGCGUGUUAUUGCCGUGUGGGCUACACGUUGGCGGCGGUGCGGCUGGGUGGCAGUGGCCGGCGGCAGCAGCACGUGCCAGGACGUGGAUGAGUGCAGGUUCCACGGCAGCUGCCAGCAGAUGUGUCUCAACUACAUGGGCAGCUUCAAGUGUCACUGUGAGGAGGGGUACCUGCUGGACACUGACGGCUUCUCCUGCCUCCCCCUCCCCACACCAGCGGCAAAACCCACCCCCCUCACACCCACCACCCCAAACCCGACCCCACCCCCAAACCCACAGGGUCAGGUUGGCGAGGGUGAGGGGGGUCAGGGUGAGGUUGUCGUGGCCUCCAGUGGUCCCGGCCGCCCCCCUGAGGGCCGCUGGCUGCCGGUCGCCCUGCUGGUACCGGUCGGCAUCUUUGUGGCGGUGAUGCUGGCUCUGGGCAUCGCCUACUGCACCCGCCGCAUGUGUGGGCGGGAAGGCACCAACGCCGGCUGCAGCCAACGCCCAGCGCCCACGGACCCACGCAACACACCCGCAGGCACCAACGCUGGCCAUGCCACCAAUGCAGGGGUAAACCUUGAACCUCCCAAUCUCGGAGUCGUGGCCCCAGGACGUUGCAAGGACGUCUGCUGUGUGUGAGGCCUGGCCCAGCACAACCUUCUGGGACUCCAUCAGUAGGUGACCGGUGCUCCAGGUGGAGGAGUGGCCAGAAUCACGCUGACCCUCGGAGGACCACUGGACGAAUGGCCGACCCAUCAGCAGAGGGACCCAUCUUGCUGACAUCUGCGCUCUCUUCCUUGAACAAUGUCGCUGGUUGGGUUUGGACUUGGCUGGGCAGCAGUUACCACCACAGGUGGUCUUUCAGACUGCGGUGAUCUGGAUUACAGCGGACCCCCCCCCUGCCCCUCCC
Molecule: messenger RNA, 1624 nt
Organism: Leucoraja erinaceus (little skate)
Lineage: Eukaryota; Metazoa; Chordata; Chondrichthyes; Rajiformes; Rajidae
Product: endosialin-like
Exons: 7
Coding region: 1-1353 (450 amino acids)
Biological process (GO): cell migration
Cellular component (GO): extracellular matrix; external side of plasma membrane
Molecular function (GO): extracellular matrix binding; extracellular matrix protein binding; calcium ion binding
Source: RefSeq, a predicted model, not a curated record